AUGGUCUCUACGAAGCAUAAUCUAGAUCAGGGCUGGAAUUUUCGGCAAAGCGACAACUCCUCAGAUGACUGGCUCCCAGUGCAGAAAAUCCCAACCCAAGUUCAUCUAGACUUGCUAGCCAACAACAAAAUCCCAGAUCCGUUUGAUGAUCUUAAUGAACUAGCAGUGCAAUGGGUUGCCGAGAAGGACUGGACGUAUAAAGUCCAAUUCACAAAACCCCCAUCUCGUGUAUCUGAUGAACCGCUUAUCACCGAUGUCGUCUUCGAGGGUCUGGAUACAUUUGCAACUGUGACUUUGAAUGGAAAGGAGAUUCUCAAGUCAGAAAACAUGUUCUUAUCCCACCGAAUAGAUAUUUCCAACUUUCUGGAGGAUAGAAACACUCUCGAAAUAAAAUUCGAUUCCGCUCUGUUGCGGGGCCGGAAGUUGGUAGAAGAGCACAGCCACGAACACACGUUCUAUGUACGGCAAACCGAAGUCGGUCGUGUUCCUGUGAGAAAGGCCCAGUAUAAUUGGGGUUGGGAUUGGGGUCCGAUACUGAUGACGGCUGGGCCCUGGCGACCGAUUUAUCUGGAACAAUAUGUCUCGAGAAUCGACGAUGUCUGGACUCAUUAUGAAGUCAGUGAGGAUUUGAAAAUAUGUUCAGGUCGUAUCUUUGCCAGGGUUACAGGCGCAAGUCAAAGGUCAAUUGCACUUUCGGUAACGUUAGGGGAGACGACAGUUUGGGGAAAAGAAUGCGCUGUUGAUUCUGAUGGGCUUGCGGAAACAGAGUUCCGAAUCGACAACCCAGAACUCUGGUAUCCGUUUGGGUACGGCCGGCAAGUCCGCUACAAGCUAAAAGCGACCAUACCCAUAGGUAACGAAAAGGCGAAACUCAUUGGUUUCCGACGAAGUGAAUUGAUCCAGGAAAAGGACGAAUUUGGCAAGUCUUUUUACUUUCGUAUCAACGGAAUUGACAUAUUCAGUGGCGGGUCAUGUUGGAUCCCCGCUGACAGUUUCCUGUCGCAAAUCUCACCACAACGGUACUACAACUGGAUAAAGCUCAUGGUAGAAGGCAACCAACACAUGCUUAGAAUCUGGGGCGGCGGGAUUUAUGAGGAUAAUACUCUUUUUGACGCUUGCGACGAGUUGGGAGUUCUUGUGUGGCAUGACUUCCAAUUCGCAUGUGCCAGCUAUCCGACGUAUCCCUCUUAUUUGGCAUCUGUCGAGCAAGAAGCAAGACAAAAUCUGCGUCGGCUGAGGCCCCAUCCUUCUAUAGUGAUAUGGGCUGGAAACAACGAGGACUACCAGGUCCAGGAGCGCUAUCAUCUUGAUUAUGAUUAUGAGGACAAAGAUCCCCAAUCAUGGCUGAAGUCAAGCUUUCCAGCCCGAUAUAUAUACGAGUACUUGCUACCAAAGAUAGUCAAAGAAGAGGAUCCUUUCAUGAUCUAUCAUCCAAGUAGCCCUUGGGGAGAUGGAAAACAUACUACCGAUAAGACAGUGGGAGACAUUCAUCAAUGGAAUAUAUGGCAUGGCGCAAUGAAUAGGUACCAGGAAACUUAUCUACUUUCCGGUCGGUUUAUUAGCGAGUUUGGAAUGGAGGCUUAUCCGCAUCUCGAAACAAUUCGUAGCAUGAUCAAAGAUCCGCAACAGCAGCACCCAGGAUCCAUGAUGAUGGAUUUUCGGAAUAAAGCUAUCGACCAUGAGCGCCGUAUGAUAACAUACGUCGCGGAGAAUUUCUUAGUGAAAUACGAUCUCACGUCAUAUACUCACCUCACACAGGUCGUCCAAGCGGAAACUAUGCAGUUUGCAUAUAAGACGUGGCGCCGGGAAUGGGGCAAACCAGGGGCCCGUAAAUGUGGAGGUGUAUUGGUAUGGCAGUUAAACGACUGUUGGCCGACGAUGAGCUGGGCAGUGGUCGAUUAUUAUCUCGUUAAAAAGCCGGCUUUCUACGCAAUUGCUAACGCCUUGAAGCCACUGGCCGUGGGCGUGUCUCGAGCAUAUCAUGAGUGGACAACCGGUCAUGCCGAUCCCACUGUGCCCGCUCAAGACACGAAAUUCGAUCUUUGGGUCGUAAGCAAUUGGCAGGAAACAGCGCAACUUGAAAUCACCGUACGAUUUAUUUCGGUUCGAACAGGCCAAGAUGUUCAAUCCCCCUUGAAACUCGAUACUGUGUCUGCCCAGCCGAACGCCGCAACGGAGGUCCUACAGGAUUGUGUUAUCCCUGCAGUUGGUUCCCAAUUUAAUGGGCAGCUAUUUGACAUAGCGAAAUACGAUCCCUUCGUAAUCCAUGCUAUAGCCAGAGAGGAUAAGCAGGUGAUCGCGAUUGACAACGCAUGGCCUCAGCCGCUGAAGUACUUGGACUUCUCCGAUCGAGACGUGAAAUUCAAAACUUUAUCUACCAGCGAGAUUGUCAUAUCCUCAACCCGCCCUGUAAAGGGAUUUGUCUUCGAGGAGACUCGUCAGGUAAAACUAAGCGAUAACGGGUUUGAUCUGGUCCCAGGCGAAGAGAAGAUUGUGGAAGUAUCUGGGGCGGCUUUGGACUCCUUACGCUACACCUACAUUGGGGCGCCAGAAGGAUCGUUGAAAGUGGAUUUGUCUACGUCAAAAGGGAGCGGGACGACAUCCGUAACCAGCCCCGUAUCGAAGAUCGCCUCUUAAAAACCCAACUGGGGCGUUGCAAAAUCGCGAAUAUACACUCAUGUACAUCUCUAUAUACAUCCUAAGACGUAACAACUGUUCAUAUCAGAUGGUCUAGGUCAGCACCAGCUAUGACCACUGUCCCUUACAGAUAUCCAUCUAUCACAUGCAACCUAAACUCCAUGCUCCGCCAUAUCUACAGCAAACGUACCAAAUGAACCCUUAGUUUAAGGGCCUGGUAUGGGUAACCAGUUUGCCGGAGUAUUCCAUCCAUUUAUAAUUACCCAUGGAUUGAUGUGACGAGCUCCUAUAACGAUCUUAUAUCUUCUUGGCUUGCUGGCUGAAACAUUCCAAAGCGGACUCAGUCGCCUGAUAUGGAUAUGUGAGACUCCGACGCUUUACGUCGGGAUAAAAUCUGAUAUCCUAACAGG
This is a messenger RNA of Daldinia caldariorum, 3047 nucleotides long. Its product is annotated as glycoside hydrolase family 2 protein. Gene Ontology annotation, molecular function: beta-mannosidase activity. The record is from RefSeq and is a predicted model, not a curated record. Gene Ontology annotation, biological process: carbohydrate metabolic process; glycoprotein catabolic process. Bases 1 to 2637 code for a protein of 878 amino acids. NCBI's taxonomy places the organism in Eukaryota, Fungi, Ascomycota, Sordariomycetes, Xylariales, Hypoxylaceae. The transcript has 4 exons.